This is a messenger RNA of Candoia aspera, 5852 nucleotides long. RefSeq names its product microtubule associated protein 1S (gene MAP1S). The record is from RefSeq and is a predicted model, not a curated record. Lineage: Eukaryota; Metazoa; Chordata; Lepidosauria; Squamata; Candoiidae. Gene Ontology annotation, biological process: dendrite development; axonogenesis; microtubule cytoskeleton organization. Bases 21 to 4106 code for a protein of 1361 amino acids. Gene Ontology annotation, molecular function: microtubule binding; actin binding. The transcript is spliced from 7 exons. Gene Ontology annotation, cellular component: dendrite; microtubule; microtubule associated complex.
CCUCGGAGGCGCCAACCAAAAUGGCGGCGGCGGCGGCGGCGGCGGCCGGGGGUGGCGGUGGCCGCGGCAGCCCCUCCAUCGCCGCCGCGGCUGCCCCCCUCUCGCUCGCGCCGCCCCCGGACCGCUUCUCGCUGCUGGUGGUCUUCGGCGCCGGGGGCGGCCGGCCCGGGCUGCGCAGGGCGGUGCUGGCGGCCGUCAGAGCCGGGAUCCGUUCUUGGGAUAUCAACCUUGCUGCCUGCAACCUUGACCAGCAGCUCAAGCUCUUCGUCUCCCGCCACUCUGCGACUUUUUCGGAUAUAGUGAAAGGCCAGCGUGCCCUCCACCAUCGUGGCGAUGUUCUGGAGACGUUAGUUUUGCUGAACCCUUCAGACAAAUCCAUCUGUGAUGAGCUCCGUAACCUGAUCACUGACCCUUCACGGCACAAACUGCUGAUCUUUGCUGGGCCCUGCAUAGAGGAAACGGGGGAACUGGUGCUGCAGAUGGGCUCCUUCUCCUUGCGGGACUUCAUCCAGAUCUUUGCCGAUAAAGAGGUUGGGGAGUUACUCAGCUCUGCUGACCCCUCUGCCAAAGCCAGUUUGACCGUAAUCUGCCCAGACUUCGGGGAAUGGAAGGAUUCCCAACUGAGCCAGCAAAACCUCUUGGAUUUCAUUGAUCUGUGCUUCAAUCCUGGUUGUGUGCUGCCAGAAAUGGAGGGCUUACAGGAAUUCAUUGAGUACCUUUCGGAGUCCCUGGACCCCCUGUCUCCUUUUGACCUCCUGGAGCCACCCAGCACAGUUGGCUUCCUGAAGCUCUCCAAGCCUUGCUGCUAUAUCUUCCCUGGGGGGCGAGGUGACUCUGCUUUCUUUGCAGUCAAUGGCUUCAACAUCCUGGUGAAUGGGGGGUCCAACCCCAGGUCAUCCUUCUGGAAACUGGUGCGCCACCUAGAUCGUGUUGACUCCAUCUUGGUGACCCAUGUGGGGACUGAUAGUCUGCCUGGAGUGAACAGUCUGCUCCAGCGGAAGCUUGCUGAAAUGGAGGAAGACCCUUCCUCCCAGAGCCCUCAAAUUGAUGAUUGGGUGAAGAACCUCAUCUCACCAGAACUGGGGGUAGUGUUCCUCAAUGCCUCAGAGAAGCUGAAGGACAUAGAAGGGGAUUCUGGAGUCUUAAAGAGUUGUGAUGAGGCCAGCUUGACUCUACAGUACCUAGACAAAUUGGGCAUUAAGCCCAACCCGCUUUUCAGGGAAGUUGGUCCUAAGACAGAGCCCACCAUCCUCUUUCAGAAAAUGGGUGUUGGGCGGCUGGAAAUGUAUGUGCUUAACCCAGUGAAAGGCAGCAAGGAGCUAGAAUUCUUGAUGCAGCAGUGGUGUGGGAAUGGGCACCCCAAAGAGCUGGAGUUGCCCCUACAGUGUGUGACCUCCAUCUGUGCACUCCUGAUUUGGCAUCCUGUGAGCCCCACAGAGAAGAUAGUUCGGGUCUUAUUCCCAGGCUGCACACCCCAGGCCAAGAUCUUAGAAGGACUGGAGAAAGUCAGACAUUUGGAGUUCCUCAAGUACCCUGUUGUCACUCAGAAGGACAUGGAUUCUUCUUCCAUCUCUCAAGCCAAGCACAAGAGGACAGAGAGUCAGGAGAGCCUCAGAUCAGGUUCUAGGCUGAGCCUUACAGAAUCAGGCCUGCCUGUUUCCAAGGAGAAGAGGGAGCCAAAGCUGGCCAGUGUCAGAGACCGACCCAAGGCACCCAGUGAAACCUCAAAGGGCAGUGUUGAGGAGGAGAGGUCCAAAGGGUCCCAGCUGAAGAUGGAGCCCUCUGCAGAGAAGGCCAAACAGGAUGCACGGCCUAAACAGUUGAAGGAGAAGCCAGUGGCCAAGAAAGAUGUGAAGAAGCUGGUUUUGAAGGAAGAUACUACUCAGGAGAAGGACAUUGCAAAGAAAGAGGGAAAGAUGUAUCUUCCCAGAAGAGAGCCAACAAAAAGAGAGGAGACCAAGAAGGAUGCGAAGUGGGAGGACAAGGCAUCAAAGCAGCCUGCAAGAGACUUGCGCAGAACUCCAAGUGCAGAGGUGAAAAGGCCCCUGUCCAAAAUGGGCAGCUUCAGAAAGACCAUUCCUUCUCUAAAAAAGGACAUGGACAGGCCAAAGAACAAGUUGCCGAAGGAAGCCUCGAGUAAGUUGCCAAGCAGCACCAAAGGAGGCCUCGUGGAUGGAUCUAAGCCAUCGUUGUCAUCAUCAGAGAACGAUACACAGGAGAAGCUGCGCGGGUCCUCCCGACAGGCGGUAAUGGCAGGAGAGGUGAUUGGUGAAGCCACAACCACAGCAGAGAGUGAGUUGGUGCCUUCACCGUUGGACAGUUUGGACUGCCAAGGAAACGGGUUGGAACCCGCCCAGAAUGGCUUGGGCACAGAGGCAGGCCCAGAGAGCCCUCAACUGUUUCGGCGUCUGGAAGCUGGCUCUCCUUUAAAAUGGAUUGGACCCCCAUCUCCACUGGUCAAGACUCCCAAGAGCGAUCAGAGCAUCAACUUUGAACUGACUCCUACAGACCUUCAGGCCAGGCUCAGCCACUGCCCAGAUACGGAGGAAGCUUGUGGCAGCUCUGAAGACAAGACCCUUGAGAUGAUGUCCCCGGCCAGUGCGGGUCACACCCCAUCCCACCAGUCUCCCAUUGAAGAUGUUGCUAUGGCGGAGGAGCCGGCAGCCGUCCUCAACCCCUGGAGGCCUGAGGGCUCUGGCCCCGGUCCCCGAGCCUCGCACGACAACUCCAGCUCUUCCCAGGAGAAGCAUUCCGGGUGCCUCUCUCCAAGCCUCUUUCGUGACGACAUCCACGAUGUGUCCCCCACUCUCACCACUCCCUCGCUGCCGGCCGAAGUGGGCUCCCCCCAUUCCACAGAGGUGGAUGAGUCGCUCUCUAUCUCCUUCGAGCAACUCUUGCCACCAGUGAGCGAGUUUCCCCAGGAAGAAGGAGAGCACGUGCAGGCUGGGGGGCUCACCCCAGAUCUCGAACCUGCACUGGGGAAAAGCGGGAUGUCCCUGCCCAUCCUCUCCCGUCACCCCCAGCAGCUGGAUGGCCACGCCUCGCCCCGGUCUGGCUGGCGAUCGGACUCUCCCCACGACGUGGAUCUCUGCCUGGUGUCCCCUUGCGAGUUCGAGCACCCCAAGUCUGAUAGAUCACCGUCGGCCAACUUCAGUCCCCGGGACACGUCCAACAGCAGCGACCUCUCCCAGGAGCUGGCCAAGCCCUCGUCGCACAGGAAGGGCCCUCGCGGCCGCCGGUCCUUCCCACUUGUGGAUGAGACUCCUCCGACUUCCUUCAGCGAGUCGCUCCCCACCCUCUCGGACUCCGACGUCCCACCUGCUAUGGAGGAGUGUCCUUCUCUCAUGGCCGGUGGCGGGCUGGACUCAGACGACGAUUCGGAGAGCCUGGCUCAGGCCCACGAUCCACUCCCGGCUGCCCUGAAAGACCCUUGCCCUCUCCCUGCCCAGCCGGGGAUCUGCAUGGUGGACCCAGAGAGGGAAGGUGCAGCCAGAGCCAAGCGAACGCCAACACGGGGCAGCUCCGCCCCUCCCAAGCCGGACGCCCCCAAAGCUACUGCUCCAAAUGCCCGGGCAAAGCCGUCUUCAGCUAGUGUGGGGGAGAGGGCCCGGCUGCCAGCCCCUGGCAGAAGUGACCCACUGGCAUCUCGGGCCAGUGGGGAUAAUCGAAUGCCCUUCAGUCAGCGGAAUGCGAGCAUCAGGCCUCCCCUGGGGGCUGGAAGAACCUCUCCGGCAGGCACCCGGUCCAGCCUGCUGCGCUCCCCAGUGUACCUGGAGCUGGCCUACAUUCCUGGCGCCACCAGUGCCCAGAAAGUGGAUGAGGACUUCUUCCGGUAUGUCCGUUCCCAGUGCUACGUCAUCAGCGGCGAAGACCACAUCAAGGAGAGCGUCAUGAGGGGCAUCCUGGAUGCCCUGCUGUCGGGGAAGCAGCAUUGGGCUCACGACACUCAGGUGACCCUCAUCCCGACCUUUGACUCGCUGGUCAUGCACGAAUGGUACACGGAGACCCUGGAGCGGCAGCAGGAGCUGGGGGUCACCGUCCUCGGGAGCAACAGCACUGUGGCCAUGCAGGAUGAGACCUUCCCAGCGUGCAAAGUGGAGUUCUGAGCCCGGGUGCUUCGGGCCAGGCGCUGAGGCCGGGGAAGGCCCCGGGCCGUCCUUUCUCCCCUCCUCGGGCUCACGGGCCAGCUGCUGGUGAAAGAAGAGGGGUCUCCUCCCAAAGUUGUGUUUCUCGCCAAAAGAGCCUUCUCCCAUCCUGGGCCUGGGGGCGGAAGGGCGACCCCUGCGGCGUGUUCCGCGUCCCUUCAAGAAAUAGCAUCCACUGUUUCUCUGGUUUGUUUGCAUGUUCACCGCCACAGCUUCUCCCCCAGCCGAGUGUAGAAAAGAAGGGAAGAGUGGAGGGGGGUGGGGGGUCACACUUUCCUGCAAGGCAGCCCAGCGAGGGGCACAGCCCAGGGUCUCUCGGCAGCCCCGGCCUCUCCCGUCCCCCAGAGCCCACGGCCACUGCUGGGACUUGGGUCCCCGGGGAGGGGCUGCUGAGCUCACCCCGCCCAAGGGAGAGGGCAGCAUCGCUCUCCCCCAAAAACACCACCAGUGACAACGGGCUGUGGGGCUGGGAGGGGCUGGCAGAGGGUUGCGGUUCCCUGGCUGCCUUUCUUGCAGGCUCUUGGAUGGCGUCCCUGCACCAGCCUUGCGGGAGGGUGACGCGGACCCUGUUUCUCCUCCCUUCCCUCUGCGGUUGGGGGCUACGCUGUUUCCAGGAAGAGGCCCAGCCGUUUCACAUUGCCCGGUGCGUUUUGCCUCCUCUUGGCACACGGUUCUUUUGAGAUGCCAAGCAAGGGCGUCUUUCCAGGCCCCCCCGCCCAUCCCUUGUUCCUCCCCCGCUUGCUGGGAGACAGCACUCCACACGAGCCAGGGGGCCACAGUAGCCCCUUCGGGCCUGCCCUGGGCAGCCGGACCACGGGCUGACGCCGUGCUUUGGGGUCCCAGCCCCUCUAAAUGUGCGGGGAGCGGCCUUGGGCCUGGCUCUCUCCCAGGGAGGCCAAGGGUCAAACAUGCCCAUUCACGGGCGGCCCCGCCUCUUCAGCCCCACAAUCCAGAUUUCUUCUACCUCUUUAUGUUCAAAACCUUGGAGGAUUGGGCAGUUUUCCUGGAGGCUUAAUCUGCAAAAGCCGAAAUCCAGCAGAUGGCACCCACUGGGCCCUUCUGCAGCUCUGGAAACUCCCCUCCUCCCUUUAAAGUUUGAAGGAAAGUUGGGGGGAAAAGCCCCCCACAAUGUGACACUAAAUCUUUCAUUUUCUAAGGAAGGAAAACGUGUUUUUUUAAAUGUGUUUUAUAUUUUUUUCUAAAAAACCACCAAAACUGUUAUCAUAUGAAAGGUUUAUAAUUUAUAGGAUUGCCUCCUGUGCAGUGCCCAGCGAAGUUGCACAUGGAAGAGGUUGGGUGUGCCACCCGAGCUCUGCCUGGCCCUUUGCUUGUCCACCCCCCCACCCCCCUUCCUCCUGUCUCUGGGAUCAGCCUUGUCUUUUGUAUUGGCAUGAUGUGUGUUUAGAAAAGGUAUUUUGGGGAGGGGGGAAUGUUUUCACCACCUUGAUACUUAAGCUUAGCAAAUGAGGACGGGGAAGGGGGCAGAGGGCUGGCUCACCACCCGGGGGUCUUCCUCUUCCUGGCCUGAUCUGACCCCCUUCUCUUGAGUCUCUUUCUCCCAACUGUAGGAAAAACAGGUUGUGGUUGUUGUAGCCAUUACACAGUUAACACAGUUAACCCUGUGAUACACAACGUUACGUGUGCACACACACAAACGCACACCCGUGUUGAACUCUUAAACCAUUAAAGAAGUAUGUAGCUGAACAA